Kluyveromyces marxianus DMKU3-1042 is the source of this 1134-nucleotide messenger RNA. RefSeq names its product putative family 17 glucosidase (gene SCW10). The transcript has a single exon. Gene Ontology annotation, cellular component: fungal-type cell wall; extracellular region; cell surface. The coding region runs from base 1 to 1134 and encodes 377 amino acids. Gene Ontology annotation, biological process: cell wall organization; carbohydrate metabolic process. Gene Ontology annotation, molecular function: 1,3-beta-glucanosyltransferase activity; glucan endo-1,3-beta-D-glucosidase activity. Lineage: Eukaryota; Fungi; Ascomycota; Saccharomycetes; Saccharomycetales; Saccharomycetaceae. The record is from RefSeq and is a predicted model, not a curated record.
AUGCGUUUCACCAGUUUGAUUGCCAGCGCCAGUAUCUUGGGUGCUGCUGUUUCCACUCCUAUUCACGGUCACAAGGACAACAAGAGAGAUGUUGAAUACGUUACCAACCGUAUCACCUCUACUGUUGUUGUCAACGGUAAUGCUCCAAUGACCUUGGCUGGUGCUUCCACCACCUUGGCUUUGGACUCUGACCACAUUCCAGCUGCUGCUACUGCUGCUGCUUCUCCAGUUUCUGACGUUACUAGAGAAAACGCUGCUCCAACUGAAGCUGUUUCCACCACUGCUGCAGCUCCAUCCACCACUGCUUCUUCUUCUGCUGCUGCUUCUUCCUCCUCUUCUUCAGCACCAUCCAGCUCCGACUUGGGUUCUGGUUUCCAAGGUAUCACCUACAGUCCAUACAGCUCUAACGGUGCUUGUAAGUCUGCUGAAGAAGUCGCCAGCGACAUUGCUGCUUUGUCCAGCUACGGUACCAUCAGAUUGUACGGUGUCGACUGUAACCAAGUCGAAAACGUCUUCAAGGCCAAGGCCAAGGACCAAAAGCUCUUCUUGGGUGUCUACUUCAUGGACCAAAUCGAAGCCGGUGUCAAGCAAAUCGCUGACGCUGUCUCUUCUUACGGUUCCUGGGACGAUGUCGUUGCUGUUUCCAUCGGUAACGAAUUGGUUAACUCUGGUGCUGCUUCCGUCGAAACUGUCGGUUCUUACAUCUCUACUGGUAGAUCCGCUUUGACCGGUGCUGGUUACAGUGGUCCAGUCGUUUCUGUCGAAACCUUCACUGCCCUAAUCAACAACCCAGGUUUGUGUGAAUACAACGACUUCGUCGCUGUCAACGCUCACGCUUACUUCGACCAAAACACCGCUGCUGAAGAUGCCGGUCCAUGGUUGAUGAACCAAAUCGAAAGAGUCUGGGGUGCUUGUAACGGUAACAAGAAGGUCACCAUCACCGAAUCCGGCUGGCCAUCUCAAGGUCAAACCUACGGUAAGGCCGUUCCAUCAAAGGAAAACCAACAAAAGGCUAUUGAAUCUAUUAAGCAAAGCUGUGGUUCUGCUACUAUCUUGUUCACUGCCUUCAACGACUACUGGAAGGCCGAUGGUCCAUGGGGUGUUGAAAAGUACUUUGGUGUCUUGUCCAACUAG